Molecule: messenger RNA, 1271 nt
Organism: Dermacentor silvarum
Lineage: Eukaryota; Metazoa; Arthropoda; Arachnida; Ixodida; Ixodidae
Product: high-affinity choline transporter 1-like
Exons: 9
Coding region: 117-1271 (384 amino acids)
Biological process (GO): choline transport; acetylcholine biosynthetic process; transmembrane transport
Cellular component (GO): plasma membrane
Molecular function (GO): choline:sodium symporter activity
Source: RefSeq, a predicted model, not a curated record
CAACCAGCAGGCCAUUCAGGCCAAGUACGCUGUCCCGAACGCCCAACGACAGCGAGUACCUGUUGCGCCUGUUUCUCGCCAACAGGAGCGUGCCGCUGGCGCUGAGCUUCCUCUCCAUGACAGCAACUUGGGUCGGAGGUGGCUACAUCAACGGGACCGCCGAAGCCGUGUUCAAUUACGGCAUCGUAUGGUGUCACGCUCCGAUCGGCUACGCGCUCAGCCUCGUAAUUGGCGGCCGGUUCUUCGCGGGCAAGAUGCGCGUGACGAAGGCGCUCACGAUGCUCGACCCGUUCCAGCAGCACUACGGCCGCUUCAUCGCCAUCCCCCUCUGCGUCCCCGCGCUCUGCGGAGAAGUCUUCUGGACGGCCGCCAUUCUGGCCGCACUGGGCAACACGGUGGCGGCGAUAACGCACGUCGAUUCUCCGUUUGUCAUCAUGUUGUCCGCCGCCAUCAUUCUCUUCUACACAUCGCUGGGCGGUCUCUACUCGGUGAUCUACACGGAUGCGUUCCAGGUGGUGAGCACCGUCAUCGGUCUGUGGGUGAGCGUGGUCUUCUUCAUGAGAAGCAACGUCGUGGGGACCAUCGGGCCACCGGACAACGAGUGGUUCGGUUCAAUUGACAAGAAAGACGUGAGCCAGAUAGUCGACCAGCUCUUGAUGACCAUCUUCGGCGGCAUCCCUUGGCAGGUGUACUUCCAACGCGUGCUCUGCACCGAGUCCGUGUUCACCGCCAAGAUGCUCUCCUACCUGGCAGCGGCGGGCUGCUGUUUCCUGGCCCUUCCGCCGAUCAUCAUCGGCGCUCUUGCCAAGAGUUGCAAUUUCACGGCGGCGGGUUACCAAGGCCCGUUCAACCUGCUGGAGGAAGAGCGCCACAAGGUGCUGCCUCACGCGCUCCACCACAUGACGCCGGGCUUCGUGGCCGUGCUGGGCCAGAUCGCCAUCACGGCUGCCGUCAUGUCGUCUGUCGACUCGUCGAUGCUCAGCGCCUCGCAGCUCAUCACGAGAAACAUCUACCACUUCAUUCUGAAGCCAUCGGCCUCGGACAUGGAAGUGUGCGUGGUGCUUCGCUUCAUGAUCUGCUUGGUAGGCGCGGUGGCGACGUCCAUGGCCCUCAGGGUGAGCUCGGUGUUCGCCCUGUGGACGCUAUCGUCGGACCUGGUUUACGUGCUGCUCUUCCCGCAGUUUGUCGCCUUAUUCUUUCUGCGCGACCUGACCAACGCCUACGGAUCGGUGCUCGUACCAACUAGCCCGAAGAACCACCUUGCUGGGUGA